AUGUCUUUUAUUUUCUCUUGGUUGCGGCGGAUAUACUCCCUCGACACCCUUGACACUCGUUUUACAUCUUCAGCUACAACUCCGGCCAACGCGGCCGCUGAUACGCGACCUGCCUCCACGAAAGACGCCCGUGCAAAUGCCAUUGCCCAAAAUGCCCCUGCGUCGCUCUGGCGCACGCCGGAAUUCUUUAUAUACUACCUGUUCUUCAUAACGCUCGUUCCCUUGAUGUUCAAGACCGUGGUUGAUGCCUCGAAGCAAGACCACCCGAUUUACCCCACGUACAAGCAUCUUCUUGAGCCAGGAUGGAUUCCUGGCCGUUCAGUCGACAACUCCGAUACGCAAUAUGCCGGUUUUCGCGACAAUAUUCCCUAUCUUCUACUACUCGUAAUUGCCCACCCGCUGAUUCGCCGAGUUUACGCGUCAUUUGCGAGACUCACGAGUACCACAAAACCUUCCAAUCCCUCUACAGCCGCCGCAGGAGACGCACAGCUUAAGCAGCGCAUGCGCUUCGAUUUCGCGUUCGGCAUUAUUUUUAUUACAGUACUACACGGAACCUCAGCACUCAAGGUGCUGCUCAUUUUAUUCAUAAACUAUCGAAUUGGCAAACGCCUGCCUCGGUCCUAUAUUCCUGCAGCAACAUGGAUCUUCAACGUCGGCAUUCUCUUCGCCAAUGAAUUAUCCGGGGGAUACCCAUUGGAACGAAUUGCAAAAUUAUUGGCUUCGGGAACCGGUACGCCGGGAGAAACAGACUCAAUGCUCGUUCAGUGGGCGCAAACACUGGAUAGUAUGGGUGGCCUUAUGCCCCGAUGGGAGGUUCUCUUCAAAGUCACCGUGUUGCGGCUGAUAAGUUUUAACAUGGAUUACUACUGGAGUGUGGAAUAUCCCUCAUCGAGUCCGAUCGAAGUAUGUUCUCCAAUCGCGUCUAAUUUAGGACUUCCAAUCUCUCGCCUAGAUGUCGAACUGACCGAAUCCCAUAAGAAGAAACAACUCGACCCAGCAUCUCUUUCUGAUAGAGAUCGCGUUAAAAUUCCCGCCGAGCCUUCUGCAUUCAAUACACGAAACUAUCUUGCCUAUGUGCUAUACUCGCCAUUGUAUCUGGCUGGCCCUAUCUUGACCUUCAACGACUAUGUUUCACAACAACGUUACACGCCCCCGUCACUUACUCGUACUCGCACCGCACUAUACGGAAUCCGCUUCCUUUUGACGGUCCUUUGUAUGGAGCUUAUUCUUCACUACAUAUACGCAGUCGCCAUUUCGAAAGCCUCGCCAAAUUGGUCCCUCUUUACCUCGGGACAGCUUAGCAUGCUUGCUUUCUUUAAUCUUCAUAUUAUCUGGCUGAAGUUACUCAUUCCUUGGCGAUUUUUCCGUCUCUGGGCUCUCAUAGAUGGCAUUGACCCACCGGAGAACAUGGUCCGCUGUAUGUCGAACAAUUACUCCGUUUCUGGAUUCUGGCGUGGCUGGCACCGUUCAUACAACCGCUGGAUCGUCCGGUAUAUCUACGUUCCACUGGGCGGAGGCGGUGGUGGUAGAGGACCACCUGGUGCAAAACCCGCCUCUCCACAGUCUGGUUUCAUUGCCAAAUUCCUGCAGAUCCGCAACCUUUUGCUAGUCUUUACAUUCGUCGCGAUCUGGCAUGACAUCAAUCUUCGCCUACUGAUGUGGAGUUGGCUUAUCACAAUAUUCAUUCUCCCUGAAGUCAUAGGUACAAUUCUCUUCCCUGCUCGUCGUUGGCGCUCGCGCCCUACCGCAUACAGGGUGAUUACUGGAAUUGGAUCUGUCGGGAAUAUUCUUAUGCUGAUGAUUGCCAAUCUGGUUGGCUUUGCGCUGGGCAUCGAUGGAAUGAAAGAACUGCUCGCUAGCUUAACGGGUUCAUAUGCUGGAAUCGCGUAUAUGGUUUCGUGCUGUGUAGUGUUGUUUGUUGGAGUUCAAGUUAUGUUUGAGAUCCGAGAAGAUGAAUUGCGCUUGGGCAUCAACCUGAAAUGUUAA
This is a messenger RNA of Penicillium angulare, 1986 nucleotides long. Its product is annotated as putative glycerol:H+ symporter (Gup1). Lineage: Eukaryota; Fungi; Ascomycota; Eurotiomycetes; Eurotiales; Aspergillaceae. Gene Ontology annotation, cellular component: endoplasmic reticulum. The transcript is spliced from 3 exons. Gene Ontology annotation, biological process: GPI anchor biosynthetic process. The coding region runs from base 1 to 1986 and encodes 661 amino acids. The record is from RefSeq and is a predicted model, not a curated record.